Callithrix jacchus (white-tufted-ear marmoset) is the source of this 3046-nucleotide messenger RNA. RefSeq names its product autophagy related 4C cysteine peptidase (gene ATG4C). The record is from RefSeq and is a predicted model, not a curated record. Gene Ontology annotation, cellular component: cytoplasm. Gene Ontology annotation, molecular function: protein-phosphatidylethanolamide deconjugating activity; cysteine-type endopeptidase activity. Gene Ontology annotation, biological process: aggrephagy; autophagosome assembly; protein processing. Lineage: Eukaryota; Metazoa; Chordata; Mammalia; Primates; Cebidae.
GGCUGCCUGGCCUCUUGGUAGUUGAAGUCCAAGUGCUCAACAGGAAUUUAUGGCAGCCGUAAUGUAGUCUGUCUAUCUAAGAAGACAAUGCUCACGGACGGAUACUUUCUCUUGGUUUUGCACUUGCUCGAUUGCCGGAUUAGCGGGAUGCGGGGGCGGACAGAUGGGAAAAAGGGAUGGAUAAAGUAAGCGUAGUAGAGGCCUCUAUUCCGCCGCUAUCGCUACGGCCUAUCGCAAGGCCUUCGUAUCCUGGAAGUGGCUGAUCUUAUGGAUUUGAAGGGGUUCCUCUUACUACGGUGGCCGGGGUGCUCAAAGUACCUGUAGCUGCGGCGCUGAGGUUGGAGCGUCUGCGUUUGUGCGGGCUGCUUUUGUGGUGGCUGCUGCUAGAGCUGGAGCGUUUCCGGGGAGUUUUCUUCUGUUUUCCUGCUUGGACCGUAUGUCCCCAGUGGGUUUUCGGCAAUGAUUUUGUGUCAAUUGAUGGCAAAAAAAAGACAAGAAGUUUUUAAAGGAAUUUUUAAUCAGUUUAAAAUAGUAAACUCUACAGAAGAAUGCAAUCAAGUGAUGGCUGUUCCUUUAGAAUUUGAAUAUGGAGGCUACAGGAACAGACGAAGUUGACAAGCUAAAAACGAAAUUUAUAUCUGCUUGGAACAACAUGAAAUAUAGUUGGGUGUUGAAAACAAAGACGUAUUUUAGUAGAAAUUCUCCUGUAUUAUUGCUUGGAAAAUGUUACCAUUUUAAAUAUGAAGAUGAAGAUAAAAUGUUACCUGCAACAUCCGGAUGUACAAUAGAGGAUCACGUAAUUGCAGGAAAUGUAGAAGAAUUUCGUAAAGAUUUCAUUUCUAGAAUAUGGCUGACCUACAGGGAAGAAUUUCCUCAAAUAGAAGGCUCAGCUUUGACAACAGACUGUGGUUGGGGCUGUACAUUAAGAACUGGCCAGAUGCUCUUGGCUCAGGGACUCAUACUACACUUUCUUGGUAGAGCUUGGACCUGGCCUGAUGCUUUGAAUAUUGAAAAUUCAGACUCUGAAUCAUGGACUUCCCACACUGUCAAAAAAUUUACAGCAUCAUUUGAAGCAUCGCUUUCAGGGGAAAGAGAACUCAAAACCCCAACAAUUUCUCUGAAAGAAACAAUUGGGAAAUAUUCUGAUGAUCAUGAAAUCCGAAAUGAAAUUUAUCACAGGAAAGUCAUCUCUUGGUUUGGUGAUUCCCCCUUGGCUCCUUUUGGCUUACAUCAGCUAAUAGAAUAUGGAAAGAAAUCUGGAAAGAAAGCAGGAGAUUGGUAUGGACCAGCUGUGGUUGCUCACAUUUUAAGAAAAGCAGUUGAAGAAGCAAGACACCCAGAUUUACAAGGAAUAACUAUUUAUGUUGCACAAGAUUGUACAGUUUACAAUUCUGAUGUAAUUGACAAACAGAGUGCUUCCAUGACCUCUGAUAAUGCAGAUGACAAAGCUGUUAUUAUUCUAGUUCCUGUUAGACUUGGUGGAGAAAGAACCAACACCGACUACUUAGAGUUUGUGAAGGGUAUUUUAAGCCUGGAAUAUUGCGUGGGUAUUAUUGGUGGCAAACCUAAACAGUCAUAUUACUUUGCUGGAUUUCAAGAUGACAGUUUGAUUUACAUGGAUCCUCAUUACUGCCAAUCUUUUGUAGAUGUCAGCAUAAAGGAUUUCCCUCUUGAGACAUUCCACUGCCCUUCUCCCAAAAAGAUGUCAUUUCGAAAAAUGGAUCCUAGCUGUACAAUAGGAUUUUACUGUCGAAACGUUCAGGACUUCAAACGAGCUUCUGAAGAAAUCACCAAGAUGCUGCAAUUUUCUUCUAAGGAGAAAUAUCCCUUAUUUACUUUUGUAAAUGGUCAUUCCAGAGACUAUGAUUUCACAUCGACUACAACCAAUGAGGAAGACCUUUUUUCAGAGGAUGAAAAGAAACGAUUAAAAAGAUUUAGCACAGAAGAGUUUGUCUUGCUUUAAAGACGUUUGUGCUUGAUGAGAAGAAUUCCGUUGAAAGGGGAAAAGUAUAUUCGAAACGUUUAUUUUCACAAAUAUCUCAAUUUUAUAUGUUCUUUAAAAAAAGAACAUUCGAAAAUAUAAAAUUUAAAGAUAUUUUUCUAAAAGAAAUGAUUUAAUGAAUCUUGCUUUCUAAUAAAUAAAUUGAGUGAUUCUGGUUGCUUUCCUAUUUCCCUAAUAUCUACUAAUGAUAACUCUACCUUAACUGUAAGCCUUUUAGUCUUCAAAGUCUUCCACCUGAGCCCGUUGUUCUCAUGGAGGUUUUGUGUUACUAAUCCUCCCCCAAAGACUGGGAUCACCAAAUACUUUCAAAAUUCUCAGUUUGUACUAAUGAUCAGAAGAUCAGAGAAGGAGACUUUAAUGCUGUCUAGCUGCCUGCUAUGAAUACAAUCAGAUAAUACUUUUGCAUAUGUCUUGAUAAUUAAAUAGUAUUUGUUAACUGUGAUAUGCAUACACUUAUAUAAGCAGAAUUAUGAGUUAAAGUAAUACUUAGCAAUAUGCUUUUAUAAUGGCUUCUCAUUAUGCUUGCUGUUGAACCUUUGAUGAGGAGUGAAUAUUGGAUUUUCCCCACAAACUUAAAGGUUAUGUUAUUAAUACUAUUAUAACUGCAUCCAAUCAAAUCAGAUAAAGGUAACUAUAAAAUAGUAGUAUUAUUUUUUUCCUCUCUCAAGGGUGAAAUUUUAUGGAAACUCAACUUAUUAUACAGUUUUUAAAUCUAAAGUACCAAGAAAGAUGUCACUAGGUUCUCUUCUAUGUGAUUUUUGUUAUUUGUAUAAAGCAGUGUAGUGGUGUUUAGAAGCUGAGGCCACCUGUAAGACAAAUCUGCCUUAAGUGUAUUAUGUGUAACUUAAAGGCAAAUUUGUGAUCUAAAAGUACAAGAGUGAUUAUGGAGGUAGGAUUAUAAAAUACAUAAUAAAGAUGUGAGAAGAUAAAAUGCUUUUGGUUUGGUUUUAAUGUUGGGAUUAUUUUAAUCCUUUCAUUUGAAAAGUCAGUGUCUCAAAUGAAUUCUGUUUAUUUAUAAUAAAUGCCUGUAAUAUUGCUCUGAAA